AUCAGCUAUAGGAGGGCACUGGACCAUGUCAUGGGAACUCUACGGCCUGGUGACAGUCAGCAACAGAGACGUCAACAAACAUCCUGGAAUUCUGCUGGACGAAGGAACACCAUCAGGACUUUGUGGACGACUUGAGGGCAUGAUCGAUCUAGUUUAGAUCACACCGACCUCCGAUUACCUCUGUAUGGAACCUGAGAAGCUGCUCUCAAGCGAAUGUUCUACUUGUCAGGAGAAACAGUAUAUAGCCUUCUUUAAGACUGAUAUCAUCACUGCAACACGCUAGUUAUUGUUCACUUGAUGAUACCCAGGAAUCCAAAUCCUUAAUGGCGACUUCAAGUAAGACUUCAAGUAAGCUGCAGAAACAGAAACUUUGGUUAUUACUGAUAAUGUCUGUUGGUGUGGCGCUUCUAUGCAUGUAUGCUGAGAUCGUGGCCAGUAAAUUCAUUCAGCCUGUUGGAAGAGACGUACAUGCUCAAGGGUCAAGUGAAAGGACAUCCGUUGGAAGGACUAAUUGGGCCAAGGUGCUGAUUCUCGGGGCUGGAGCAGCAGGAAUGUCAGCAGCCAAAGAAUUAACACAAAAUGGCAUCACAGACUUUUUAAUGAUCGAAGGCUCCAAUAGGAUUGGUGGCAGGUUAAAAUCCGUUCGCUUUGGUGGAAAAACGGUCGAGGCUGGAGCGAACUGGAUGAUGGUUAGGAAUGCCCGAAACCCACUAUGGCAGACAAUACAGAAGUACAACAUCUCAGGCCGAACACUUGAUGAAAAAGAUGUGUUGAUAAGAUACAUGAAUGGUGAAGAUGUAACGACGACUGCGGGUGCAAAGGCAUGGGAAAAACUGUCGAUAGCAAAGGAAACGAUGUCGGAGAUUACAACCCGGAUGACAAGUGGUGCUCAAAGUGACAUGUCCAUCAGGGCUUGUCUGGGUCUGGGAGAGUGGGAACCUGUAACUGCCGUGGAGAAUGUGGCGGAGGUUUUCGAAUACGACUUUCAGUAUGGCAAUACUCCCGAAGUCUCAUCCUGCCGGAGUGAUGGAAUCCUGCAGCAAUACCUCGACGGUAUGUAUUACAUUGCGGACGAGAAAGGGUUCGAGUCGGUCAUCAAGAACGUAGCAGACGAGAUUUUUGAACAAAAUGACGAACGAUUGAUUCUGAAUGAAGUUGUACACACAAUCAACUACACAGACUCUAAUGUCGUUGUUGAGACAAGUAGUAGCACAAUAUACAUAUCAGAAUUUGUUUUACUUACGUUCAGUAUAGGUGUUCUCAAAAGCGGAUCUGUGAUAUUUAAUCCUUCGCUGCCGGAGUGGAAGGUAGACAAUUUGGCAAGAGUGCGAUUUGAAAAUUACAUGAGUAUAUUCCUGAAGUUCCCAGACAAUACGCGUCAGUUUUGGGAUGACGCAUUAUACAUUCUUCACGCCCACGAGAGAAGAAACUUCUACCCAGUGUGGAUUAAUCAUAAUUCCGAUGCCAUGUCAACAGAGGACACGAACAUUCUUCAACUUGUUACAUUUGGAGAGGAAGCCGACAGGAUAAGCAAGAUGGACGAUGCUGAGAUUACAAAAGAGGUCAUGGAGGUCUUGAGAAAGGUGUACUGUAAAGGCAAUGUUUCUGAACCGGAGGAUGUUUUAAUAACUCGAUGGAAAACAGAUCCGCUGUACCAGGGAAGCUUUGCCAAUGUGCAGCCUGGAAUUCCACUAGAGUCUUUGGGUACCAUUUCAGCACCCGUUGGACGAUUACACUUUGCAGGGGAUGCUUACUCUGAGUUUGAUGGAUACGUUGUGGGGGCAGCCAUAAGCGGGGUGGAAAGUGCCAGAAGGAUUUUGCAAACACUCCGUGAUGGUGCGAAUUCGUAGAAGAAAGUCAUACACAUUUUACUAUCAGGAGACUCAUUUUUGUCACAAGUCAGCAGGCCUUUUCCAUACAAGUAAAUAUACAACGAAAUCAGUGGCGAAUACAAAUGGAAUUUCAAAUUUAGUAUUUUACCUUAAACCAUCGUUUUACACCAUAUCAAUAAUGCAUUCCUAAUUUUGAAUAAGUAAUAUCUUAGAAAACGUUUGAUUUCACUCUAUAUCAAGUAAUACCAUCGAAACAGCACAUACAGCCGAAACUACACGUGCAAUCAGGGUAUAUAAAUGAUAGGACCGCGUGUGAGACAAUCGCAAGGAGUAACAAAGCAUAACAGGGAAUACCUCGACUGACAUCGGAACAAAGCAAGCAAGCCCUGGGUAUGAUACAGAUGAGAGCUACCCAAGGUAGCCACGGCUAAUAAAUACCGGUACUUGCGUGUUUUGUGUAUGGAUCAUAUGGUUGGUCCUGCCCCCAGUCAACAGUUCUUGACAGUAGAGCAUCCAUGUCAGAGAUUGAGAAUUGACUGUACGUCGUUGACAGCGACGUGACUGGUAGAGGGUUGUCUUCGCUGACGAAAGCCGGUCUGUUCUGUCUGUUGUUUAAUGCCGAACAGGAGAAUGAAAGGCGGAAUCCUGCGUUCUGAGAUGUCAUGGAUCGUCGAGUUCUACAGCGGCAAAUUCUCCAUCCACUCGACAUGAGCUGAUCUAGACCGGUCAAGGUGAAAGGCGACGUAUCCCACAUGACGUCGUAGUUUGUAGUCGAGGGUGGUCAUUCACGCUGUUAACGCGACGUGUAAUUGAACUUGAGCUAUUUAAAUUUUAGAUUAGAUUUUGGUCUUUUCAAUACAUUUUACUUCAUG
This is a messenger RNA of Haliotis rubra (blacklip abalone), 2704 nucleotides long. Its product is annotated as polyamine oxidase 1-like. The coding region runs from base 324 to 1850 and encodes 508 amino acids. Lineage: Eukaryota; Metazoa; Mollusca; Gastropoda; Lepetellida; Haliotidae. Gene Ontology annotation, molecular function: oxidoreductase activity. The transcript has 6 exons. The record is from RefSeq and is a predicted model, not a curated record.